AUGGGUCUUGAGGAUCGCUUUACCUGGCAAGACCUCGACGACAGCACUGUCCAGCUUGCAGACAAGUUGAACCCUGGAAAUGCGACCGCCGACACGUUUGACAUCAGUGAUUACCACAAGCGCUGUGGCAUGUUCCUUCAUCACGGGCUGUCAGAUGCGCCUGUUUCCCCGGAUACUAGCAUUUAUUACUACGACCAAGCCUCCAGUGCCGUAGAGCCCCAAGGUAUUGAAAUGAAUAAUCUUUAUUGUUUGUUUCUCAUCCCUGAAAUGGACGAUGAUGGCUUGGCCGAGAACGGUACUGCGCCCAAUGAACACGCCGCCACAAAGUGGGAGAACGAUGCGACGGCUGAUGAAAUCUUGCGCCAGCAUCCAAUCUGCCGCUACCUUGACCAGGCAAAGUAUAAUUGCAAGGGCAACCAGAAUGACGCGGGGAGUUGGACUUGCAGUAUGCUGUAUUAG
This is a messenger RNA of Penicillium canescens, 459 nucleotides long. Its product is annotated as tannase and feruloyl esterase. Bases 1 to 459 code for a protein of 152 amino acids. NCBI's taxonomy places the organism in Eukaryota, Fungi, Ascomycota, Eurotiomycetes, Eurotiales, Aspergillaceae. The record is from RefSeq and is a predicted model, not a curated record. The transcript is spliced from 2 exons.